UCUUGACACUACCGCAUUGGGCACGGCUUCGUAUCACACGAAUGGAGGCGAUCAGCGGGCAAACGUUUCAUUUUACUCAAUGAAAUGCAGUUUCCCACGGACACUUUUCAAAUGUCUGCAUCUCCACGCCACAGAUGGUGAUACGGGACUAGCAAAAGAAAAAAGAAGAAGGCGUACGCCCGUGUGACCGAAAGGGUGAUGGUGACUACACGAGGGAUUGUCCAACGAGAGUAAAUGAGAGGUAAAGGGAAAGAAGGGCCCGCCGUCAUAGCCGGAGAGCUUCGGGGAAAAGUGGGUAGCGCCGCCUGACGGACCGCCAGACGAACCGGGGAGCCACCGUCAGGAAACCGCGGUGCCGAGAAAACAGGUGUGCUCUGACACUGACCUUAAUUGAUUGGACACAGACCUCAUCACCUGUCAUCUAUCAUCUUUCAUGAUACACUUGCAUCCUACACAAAAACACACAUUUUAAUACACACGCACGGUACCAGCAUGGCCGAGCAGCAGCAGGAGGAGGAGGCAGCAGAGGGUGUGUACGUGGAGCACCAGUACAUGUGCAGUGAGUGCCACCAGCUCUUUAACACCCUGGAGGAUGUGCUGAUCCACCAGCAGAUCCACACCGGCCAAGAGGGAGACGGGGAGGUCAUGACCAUCCAGGGCAUCGCAGAGAUGGGGCAGAACCAGCAGUACCAGUGUCUGGAGUGUGGGGCCCUCCUCAUGAACCCAGAAGAACUGCUGCAGCACCAGGAGAUGCACAUGAGAGAGGCGGGGAUGGAGGUGGAGCAUCAAGAGCUGUGUGAGGUUUUGGAGACUGAGGAAGGGUCUGAGGGUCAGAUGUCUGGACCGGUUCAGUACCAGUGCCUGGACUGCCUGGCUCUGUUUGACUCACCCGAGACCUGGCUGGAGCACCGGCGGACCCACAGUAGGAGCAGUACACACAGUAACACAGAGAUCGUGGAGUAUGUGCUCCAGCCCGAUGGCACCAUCACUCCACUGAACAACAUGCAGAACUACGUACUGAGUGAGCAGCAGGCCGGGGAGAUCUUGGCACAGGUACUCGCUCAGCAGCAGCAGCAGCAGAAGAAACUUCAGUCCAAACCUGCUGCAUCGUCCCGCUCCGCCCUGAUGCCUCCCGUGACGGCCAUCCCUGGCUCUGCCACCAUGCACCUGCAGAUUCUCACGGCUCAAGCUCUGGCAGACAACUCCAGUGCCCCCGGGCAACGCCGCUCCAAGCUGCCCCCCCUGUUGCCCGCAGUGGGCCGAGGCUUUUCUUCGGGAAAGCUGGGGGUCCUGGAGACCGGGGACCAGAGACUGGAGUUAAGGUUGGCCCCCAGUGUCCAGGAUGACACCCAGCAGCGGCAGCAGCCAACAGAGGUGGUGGUCAUCCACCCGUAUGAGUGCUCAGAAUGCUCCCUUCUCUUCCAGACCCCGGAGGACUUCCUCCAGCACCAGGGAGAGCACUUCCUGGCUCAGGAUAAAGAGAGUGGAGAGCCAGGCGUUAUGAGUGGCUUCGAGGAGGUGCGAGGGAGGGAGGAGACGACGGAGAAGGUGGAGGAUGUUAGGAUUAGAGUGGCGGAGAAGAAAGCGGUGGUCUGGGCCAAGUCCCAACAGUGUGAGCUCUGCAACCGCACCUUCACCUCCGUCAACAGGCUGGCUGCUCACAAGCGCGUGCACGAGCAGGGCACGCACGAGUGUCCGGAGUGCGGCAAGGUGUUCAAGAAGGCGACGUCACUGCAGACGCACAUGCGCACACACUCUGGUGUGGCCAGGUACUUGUGUGUCGACUGCGGCAAUGGCUUCACCACUGAGAUGACGCUUAUCAUGCACAGGAAGUCCCACAUUGCAGAUCCACUUCACAAGUGUCAGUUCUGCAACAAAACCUUCACCAACAUGACCAAGUACCUCUACCACCGUAGAACCCACCUCAACCGGGACUCAUCCAGCACACCCGCCCCUGUCUCCAUGGCCUCCGCUCCAAUAAGAGCAUCUCUCUCUGCACUUGCCAUCCUACAGAGAGCCAGAGAGAAGAAUUCUCUCACUGAUGAGGCGAAGCGCAACCUGCUGGCCCCUCUCUCAGAAGAUGAGAUGGAAAAAAUGGGGGAAGAUCCAAUGCAGAGUUCUCAGAGCAAAGUGGUAGGAGGUGAAGUGGAGAAGCAAGCGGAGGACACCAACAUGGAGGUGACUGCCCCGCUUGAAGGCAACACCGAUGACCCGCAGCAGGUGGAGGAGGCCACCGAGUCUGACUCGGCUACAAACCAUGCUCCCCCGGACGACGCCGGUGUUUUGGUCGCAGCUGAAGCUGCUUCAGCUGCGCCAUCCGACAAAGGGCCCUUUUCUUGUCGUUCUUGCCCUAAGACCUUCCCCUCCCAGCUGCAGCUCGUCCACCAUCGACGCAAGUCGCACGUCACCGAGCGCAGCUUUAUUUGCAGCAUCUGUGGCAAGUCUUUUAAGAAGCAAAUCCACGUGCGCAACCACAUCCGCAUUCACACCGGUGAGCGGCCCUUCCAAUGUUCCGACUGUGGCAAAACCUUCUCGUCUCUCGCCAAUCUGAUGAGGCACAAUCUCAUCCACUCCGGCGUGCGACCGUACCGCUGCGACGUCUGCCACCGCUCCUUCUCGCAGUCCUCCAACCUCCGCCAGCACAGCCUGCUGCAUGCCAACGCUGCGACACUGGGCUGCCCGGACUGCCCUGCCACCUUUCGCUGGCCCACCAAGUUGGCGGCACAUCGCUACACCCAACAUCCAGGGUCUCCGGCCCCUUUCCCGUGUCCCCACUGUGAGGCCGGCUUCCUGACCAGGAGACAGCGAGACAGCCACUUUCUGGAGCAGCACCCCACGCUGGUGCAGGCCGGCACAGGGAUCGAAGCGGGCAAAGAGACGGACAACCAAGCGGAGUCGGGCAAAGAUCUGAUCUCGGUGGCCUCCACCUCAACCACAGCUGGGACAGAAUCAGGAGAUUCGGCCAGUGUCGGGCGGGGGGGCCAAGAUUGUAAUAUUUGCGGGAAGAAGCUCAAUUCUCCCGCCAAUCUGCGACUCCACAGACUGAGCCACUUCGCCUUAGGCCCCGGGCGGCCGCGGUGCACUGCCGGGAAGCGGCCUAAAGCCCACCAGUGUCUUAUCUGCGGCAAACUGUUUGUGUCGUCCUCUGGAGUCGCUCUUCACCAGCGAGUCCACACCGGCGAGCGCCCGUUUCCCUGCCAAGUGUGCGGCAAGCGUUUCCGUCAGAACACGCACCUGCGAGAGCACCUGCGCACGCACUCGGGAGAACGGCCGUUUCGCUGCGAGGUGUGUGGAAAGGGUUUCAUCCAGAGUAUGCACCUGGCUGAACACCGGCGGACGCACACGGGCGAGCGGCCGCACGCGUGUCCGCAGUGCGGCAAAGCCUUCAAGACCUUCUCCAACCUGAGGAACCACAAGAAGACCCACGCCCGGCAGCAGAGGCUGGACGAAGAGGCCGCCGCCCAAGCCGCCAUGGAGACCAGCUCUGCCGUGGCAGUGGUGGACGCUUCGGCGGUGGAGCUCGCUAACGGGCAGCCUCAGCUAAUCCAGAUCCAAGCCUCCGAUCUUCAGCAGACACAGGGCACUCCCACGAUCAUGUGCAAUGAGUUUGGGGAGACCAUAGCCAUCAUUGAGACCAGCGAGGGAGGAGCGCUGCCUCUGGAGCAGGCCUUGGAGAUCUACCACACGGCUCUGGAGAACGGCCUCGCCAUGGACACGGGCUUUAUGGACGAACUGCAGCUCCUCUGAGCUGACAAAAGAAAUAACUGCCAAGUUGACGAGUUCAGUAUUGGUCUCGAUACGGACUCUAACAAAGACGAAUUGACUACCGAGAGGUCGAGUAUCCAGCUCAGACUUACUAGAGCUGGACUAAACAGAUGUGAAGUUCAGCAAUCAGACCAAAGUAAUUCAUCUUCCAUCUUUUUACAAAGCUAUGAGAGGGAUCAGUAUUAAAGUUUAUUUAAAUGAUGCAUAAUAAAAUAAAGGAUUUGGCAUUCAUGAACAAGGACUAUUGGUUGUGCCUCAGAUGACAUUUGUAAGAUUCAUUUUACCAUUUAUAUGAACUUGAUGUGACUUUUCUUCUGUUUAAAGGUUCGGUCGUGCUGUUGUAAAUGGGUGAAAUCAAUAAAUGUUUUUUCAAGGCGA
This is a messenger RNA of Anarrhichthys ocellatus (wolf-eel), 4143 nucleotides long. RefSeq names its product zinc finger protein 526 (gene znf526). Gene Ontology annotation, molecular function: DNA-binding transcription factor activity, RNA polymerase II-specific; RNA polymerase II cis-regulatory region sequence-specific DNA binding. Lineage: Eukaryota; Metazoa; Chordata; Actinopteri; Perciformes; Anarhichadidae. Gene Ontology annotation, biological process: regulation of transcription by RNA polymerase II. The transcript is spliced from 8 exons. The record is from RefSeq and is a predicted model, not a curated record. The coding region runs from base 493 to 3747 and encodes 1084 amino acids.